CUAAGAAUAACAGAGACGGAGGUCGCGGUAUGCUUCUACGGCACCGUAGCCCCAAGCUCGGCGGCGUCCACGCGUCACCUGCGCAAAAGAUUUUGACGCUUCAAGCUUGGAUUUUAACCCACCCCCCAUUCCUUCCUUAAAAAACCCCUAAAUUCAAAACAGUCGACCCAGAGGAAAAGAAACGCCGCGAGAAGAGAGGGAGAGAGGGCGGAGGCGGUGACGGGCAUGCCGACUGCCGCCUCUUUCCUCCCUCGGGCUUUGUUCGCCUCGCGGCCUCGCUCUCGGCCCUUGCUCGCCUCCCGGCCGACUAGGUUUCCCUCUUCUUCUUCUUCUCCUCUCCCUCGCCUUGGUCUCUUCAGGCCUCGUCGCCUCCUCGUACUCGUCGCCUCAUCCGCCGCUUCCUUUGAUGAGCUCGACGCCAAGGGCAAAUCCGAUCGCCGCCUCUCAAAGAAAUCCAUCCUCUCAAAUUUGAUACAAGAAAUAGAGCCUUUGGAUGUGAGUCUGAUCCAAAAAGAUGUCCCAGCUCAUACAGUGGAUGCAAUGAAGAGAACGAUAUCAGGCAUGCUGGGUCUGCUCCCAUCUGACCAGUUUCAUGUCCUCGUGGAAGCAUUUUGGGAUCCCCUCUUCAAGUUAUUGGUUUCUUCAAUGAUGACAGGGUAUACUUUGCGAAAUGCUGAAUAUAGGCUAUGCCUUGAAAGAAACCUAGAUAUGUAUGAUGAACGUACUGAAAAAAGAAAAAUAGAAAUUGUAGAAGUUGAUAGUCAUGAGAAGAUUGCGGAUAGAACUACGACGAUGUUCAAUUUUUCUUUAGAGAAUAAUCUGUUACCCAACCUUGACAAAAAUGAAGAACAGCCAAAAUGUGAGAAUAUGGGAGUUGAAGGUCUUGGGGAAAUGACUCCUGAAGCUCAAGAAUAUAUUCUUUACCUACAAUCUCGUCUAAAUUCUGUGAAAAAGGAACUGCGUGACAUCAAAAGGAAAAACUCUGCGCUACAAAUGCAACACUUUGUAGGAGAAGAAAAGAAUGACUUGUUGGACUACUUAAGAUCACUACAACCUGAGAAGGUUGCUGAACUUUCUGAACCAACCUGCCCUGGGGUGGACGAGACCAUCCACUCUGUUGUACAUGGCCUCCUUCCAAUUCUUUCUCCAAAAAUGCAUUCAAUGGCUUCUCCUCAAUCAGACAAUGCCAUAGGUGGAACCUUAAAUGUUGGAAAGGAUGACUGUGAAGAAUUUUUGGAGAACAAUUCCCUUCAAUUUCAACCCCUAAUAUCAGUUCCACGGGAUUAUCUUGCACGUCUUCUGUUCUGGUGCAUGCUUUUGGGCCAUUACCUUAGAGGUCUGGAGUACCGGCUGGAGCUGAUGCAACUUUUUACUAUCUCUGGUGAUACAGAAUCUGUUUCUCAAAACAGUGAUUACGUUGCUUGACAACUGAUUCAAGUUCAUCUAUUUAUAUACGUCAUCAGAGAUGAGUGCUGAAUGAGACACUUCGGUCCUUUAUUGUUGCACUGGAAAGGAUCGCUGAGGCUGAAGUUGGGCGAUUGCGAGAUACAACCAAGGCAAGCACGCUUAACUUUCGGCAAUGUUUGGUUGUGGGAAAUCAAUAAGGUGCAUGUUCUGAAUUGAAUGAUUGCAUGGACUCUUAUCAUGUUAGGGAAUGCUGGUUGAGAGAUCCUACUCUUUAACAUACAGCUGUGAUUACUUGCAGGACCUGAAAAUUGUAAAUUUUAUUAUCCGAUUUCUGGUAUGCUCAAGCUGCAUUUUUUCAUUUGACCAGAGGUAGCCUGAUGGAGUUUGUGAACCAGGGGUUUGUUCUCAGGUAGCCUGUAGUGUGGUCAAAUAUAUUAUUGAGUUCUUUUCUUUGUGCACGUAUGUCAUGUAUGGCAUUAUAAUGUACACAC
Messenger RNA from Phoenix dactylifera (date palm), 1898 nucleotides. Its product is annotated as MAR-binding filament-like protein. NCBI's taxonomy places the organism in Eukaryota, Viridiplantae, Streptophyta, Magnoliopsida, Arecales, Arecaceae. The record is from RefSeq and is a predicted model, not a curated record.